Ipomoea nil (Japanese morning glory) is the source of this 1838-nucleotide messenger RNA. RefSeq names its product histone acetyltransferase MCC1. The transcript has 8 exons. The coding region runs from base 813 to 1568 and encodes 251 amino acids. Lineage: Eukaryota; Viridiplantae; Streptophyta; Magnoliopsida; Solanales; Convolvulaceae. The record is from RefSeq and is a predicted model, not a curated record. Gene Ontology annotation, molecular function: protein-N-terminal amino-acid acetyltransferase activity; histone acetyltransferase activity. Gene Ontology annotation, cellular component: Golgi membrane. Gene Ontology annotation, biological process: N-terminal peptidyl-methionine acetylation.
ACCGAACUCGUUCAUGAACCGGUACGUGUCACUGAGUGAAGAUAUCCGAGUUGAAUCGUUGACGGCAAGAAAGACCAAGAAGAAGCCCGAAAACAAAGUGGUAUCCGAUUCCCUGUCGCGUUGUUUUGUUCCCAACUUCCGACGUUGAUUCGAUUCUCAGUCGAAUACUUGUGUCCCUCCCCAACCCUUUCGUAUAUCUCUAAUCUCCUCUUUCCCCCUUUCUCUUCUUACCAUUUUUGUUUCUUCGUCUUGGAAUCCAAACAUCUUUUUCAACUAUAUCGCCUUAAUUUGUCCGCCACCACAGAACAAGUUUUAGAUUGAAUGCUGGCUGUAUUUAGCAAUUAAUUUUGAUUUGUGUCCACUCGAAGUUGGAUAUUUGGUCAACAGAUUUAAGAUUUUCACUCUGGAUGAACUAAUGUUCAUGUUUUACUCCAUGAUGUUCUGUAAAUCAAGUCCUUAGCUCCGUCAACAAAUAUGCUAACUUCCAAUGCACAAGUUUUCAUUUGGAUAUGAUUACCAUAAAGGGUUUAUCUUUGCAUUUAUGUCUACAAGUUACUGAUGCAUAAAGAGAUGUUAAGAUUAAAUUCUCUUCUUUAGCAUUCAUGAAGGAUCCAGUUGAAUUGUUACUCUUUCUCAUCUUUUUCCACGAGGCUUAGUAUUCCUGUCUCUUUACGUGCGUAAAGGAACUUGUGAAAAGCGAAAUACUUUUCCAGUUUUCUGGAGAUUGAAUGGCUGUUGGCUGAUGUUGCAUAGAUGGAGAGGAAAUUUCUUCUUCGAGAUAUAAACAUUCAUUAUAUCUUUGCUGGGGAUUGAUGCUAAGUUCUUCAAUGGUAAACGUCAAAACCUCCCAUCGUCCAAUCAUAUCAUUUAGACCUAUACGACCUUCUGAUUUAGAAGUUCUUGAGAAACUUCAUGGUGAUCUGUUCCCUAUCAGGUAUGAAUCUGAGUUUUUCCAGAAUGUUGUAAAUGGCCGUGACAUUGUAUCUUGGGGAGCUGUUGAUUGCAAUAGGCCUAAUGGUCAGAGUGAUGAACUUAUUGGAUUUGUUACUGCACGAACUAUCAUGGCAAAAGAAAGUGAGGUAGAGGAUUUGAUCAGGUUUGACCCAUCAAUGCCCGACCAGACACUAGUUUACAUAUUGACACUGGGAGUCUUAGAACCUUAUAGAAACCUUGGAGUAGCCAGUUCUCUAAUCCGUGAGGUCAUAAAAUACGCCUCAUGCAUCCCGACUUGCCAAGCAGUUUAUCUACACGUGAUCUCCUACAACAAUCCAGCCAUCUAUUUGUAUCAGAAAAUGUCAUUUCAGUGUGUACGGAGACUGCAUUCUUUUUAUCUGAUAAAUGGCCAGCAUUAUGAUGCAUACUUGUUUAUAUACUAUGUGAACCGUGGCCGUUCUCCUUGCUCACCCUUAGAGGUUCUUACUCUUUUGGUUACUUAUGCAAAGAGUGGAUUCAAGUCAAUGACUGCAAAACUAUGGAAACAUGAAGAAAGAAAGACUCCCAAGUGGCCCAAAACUAAGGAAUCGGGUUGCCUUCUCCCUACAACACAGAACAAGAGGACACACAACUGAAACUUGAAACUACACCAACUUGAUUUGUUUAGGCUUAUGUAUACAUCUUCGGGCGAUUGUGUGAGGAGCGGAUCAAAGUGUGAAAAAACAAUACCGUUCUCUGUUGUUAUUAUUAUUAGGCUUAAUCUUGAUCAAGCUUGAAGGAGGAAAAGAAAUGUUGUCAUGUUUCAUACCUCUAACAGAGGCCUGUAUGUGUCUUGCAGAGAUAUUACCUGAUAUAUAUAAAAAAAUAUAUACGUAUAGAUGUGAAUCUUAUUAAAAUUGUAUGUA